Chenopodium quinoa (quinoa) is the source of this 2091-nucleotide messenger RNA. Its product is annotated as anaphase-promoting complex subunit 7-like. The record is from RefSeq and is a predicted model, not a curated record. Bases 111 to 1799 code for a protein of 562 amino acids. Gene Ontology annotation, molecular function: protein binding. Lineage: Eukaryota; Viridiplantae; Streptophyta; Magnoliopsida; Caryophyllales; Amaranthaceae. Gene Ontology annotation, biological process: cell division. The transcript has 18 exons.
AGAUAGAUGCGCAAUAGUCCAGCAUAAUUCAAACUUGAGUCCACAACCCCCUCCCUCCUCAGUCUUGAGUUUCCCUUUUUCCCCCCUUUAGCCACUCUCUCAUCUCUCCCAUGGAUGCUCCAAAGGAUUAUAUGGCCUGCCUUCUUGAUCAUGGCCUCUACAACUCUGCUCAACUUCUUGGGCAAUUCCUUGUUUCUUCGCCAUCUGGAAAUACUGAAACUAAUUCAAAUGUUAAGGCUGAGAAUUUGCUUUUUCUUGGUGAUUCAUUUUAUCGUGAAAGGGAAUAUCGAAGAGCAAUUAAUACAUAUAAGCAAGCAUUGCAACAUUACAAGAUCACCCCCAAGCAAAAUGCUUACACUCUAAGAAGUUCGUUAUCCGCACCAAACAGGUCUUCUUCUCCAAGUCUACUUAAUAUUUCAACAUUUAAUGAAAAUGAGGUCAAGUUCAAAAUAGCAUCUUGUCACGCUGCAUUGAAUGAGAAUAAAGUUGCACUCCUGGAGAUGGAAGGAAUUCCUAGCAAGGCAAGAAACUUGCCCAUGCAUCUACUGAUGGGAAAGCUAUAUCGAAAUACUAGACACACUCGUGCAGCUGUAAAUUGUUACAAAGAAUGCUUAAGACAUUGUCCUUAUGCCCUUGAAGCCAUAACAGCUAUGGCUGAGCUUGGAUCUUCUGCUAAAGAGAUUAUUUCUUUGCUUCCUCAGACACCAAGUAGAAGCGGGAGAGCUCUCUCUGAUCAUCUUGAAUCUGGACGCUGGCUGCAGCAGCGCUAUGUUGAGGCCCAGUGUUGCAUUGCUUCAAAUGAUUAUAAAGGUGGCUUGGAAAUAUUUUCAGAUAUUCUGCAACGAUUCCAAAAUAAUGUGCAUAUACUACUUGAAGUUGCAAAGGUUGAAGCCAUAGUUGGGAAGAAUGACGAAGCCUUAAUGAAUUUUGAAAAGGCUCGUUCUCUGGAUCCCUAUGUAGUUACUUACAUGGAUGAGUAUGCAAUGCUUCUUAAGAAGAAGUCUGAAUAUCCAAAGCUAAACAAGUUAGUGCAUGAUUUGUUGAACAUUGAUGCUACCAAACCAGAAGUGUUUGUUGCUUUGUCAGUGUUCUGGGAAAGGAAAGAUGAGAGGGGAGCACUGUCUUAUGCAGAGAAGAGUAUUCAAAUUGAUGAAAGGCAUGUAUCAGGAUAUAUCAUGAAGGGGAACUUGCUUUUGUCAUUGAAUCGACCUGAUGCAGCAGCUGUUGCAUUCAGAAAUGCGCAGGAGCUAAAACCCGAUUUGCGGUCAUAUCAAGGGUUGGUGCAUUCUUAUUUGGCCAUAUCUAAGGUUAAAGAGGCUUUGUAUAUAGCAAGAGAGGCAAUGAAGACAAUGCCUCAAUCUGCAAAAGCCUUAAAAUUAGUUGGAGAUGUGCAUGCUAAAAGUUCUAGUGGGAGGGAGAAGGCAAAAAAGUUUUAUGAGUCUGCUCUAAGAUUGGAACCUGGUUAUCUUGGGGCUGCAUUAGCACUCGCUGAACUUCAUGUUGUUGAGGGCCGAAAUGGCGAGGCUGUGUCUCUUCUUGAAAGGUAUCUUAAAGAUUGGGCGGAUGACUCUCUCCAUGUGAAGCUUGCACAAGUAUUUGCUGCCACGAACAUGUUGCAAGAGGCACUGUCUCAUUAUCAAGCUGCAUUGAGAAUAAACUCCCAAAGUGAAGCUGCGAAAAAAGGGUUGGACCGUUUGGAGAAGCUGAUGAAGGGAGUUGAUCCGGAUGCACCUGAGGAAGAUGAAGACAAUGAGGUUGAUGAUGUUGAAGGGGACCAGGAAGAAACUGAGCUUUUGUGAGAUUUGUAAGCUUAUGCAGUAUUUUUAUUCAGUUAAGUGAAGAGGUUGGUUCUUCAAUUAUUCUUGAGUGAACAAUGACUCCUCUGGGGUUUUAAUCACUCUAGAACGUGUACCAUAAAUGUCUGUUGUAACUUAUAUAUAUUUUAUAAAUCUAGGAAUUGAGUAGGGAGAUGUGUAUGUAAAUUUCAGUGCCCAUUUAAUUUGAUUAAUUAGAUUGUUAUGUGAAUGUCCAAUAUAGCGCUACAUUUUUGUAAUGGUUUAUAUAACAUUAAUGUGGUCAUUUUCUAAAACA